This is a messenger RNA of Acanthamoeba castellanii str. Neff, 1386 nucleotides long. RefSeq names its product tubulin beta chain, putative. The record is from RefSeq and is a predicted model, not a curated record. The transcript has 2 exons. The coding region runs from base 1 to 1386 and encodes 461 amino acids. NCBI's taxonomy places the organism in Eukaryota, Discosea, Longamoebia, Acanthamoebidae. Gene Ontology annotation, molecular function: GTPase activity; structural constituent of cytoskeleton; GTP binding. Gene Ontology annotation, biological process: microtubule cytoskeleton organization; mitotic cell cycle. Gene Ontology annotation, cellular component: microtubule; cytoplasm.
AUGAGGGAGAUCAUUCACAUCCAGGCAGGUCAGUGCGGUAACCAGAUCGGUAAGAAGUUCUGGGAGGUCAUUGCCGAUGAGCAUGGAAUCGACGGUACUGGCAAGUACAUUGGAGAUGACCCCCUCCAGCUCGACAGAAUCAACGUCUACUUCACGGAGGCCAGCGGUGGCAACUACGUGCCCCGCGCCGUGCUUGUCGAUCUCGAGCCCGGCACCAUGGAUGCCAUCCGCUCGGGUGUGCACGGCAAGCUCUUCCGUCCCGAUAACUUCGUCUUCGGCCAGAGCGGCGCCGGCAACAACUGGGCUAAGGGUCACUACACUGAGGGUGCUGAGCUCGUCGAUUCGGUGCUCGAUGUCGUGAGGAAGGAGGCCGAGAAUUCCGAUCUGCUCCAGGGCUUCCAGGUCUGCCACUCGCUCGGAGGCGGUACCGGCUCGGGCAUGGGUACCCUUCUCAUCUCGAAGAUCCGCGAGGAGUUCCCCGAUCGCAUGAUGUGCACCUUCUCCGUGAUGCCGUCGCCCAAGGUCUCCGACACUGUCGUCGAGCCCUACAACGCUACCCUUUCGGUCCACCAGCUCGUGGAGAACGCCGAUCAGGUGAUGUGCAUCGAUAACGAGGCCCUCUACGACAUCUGCUUCCGCACCCUCAAGCUGUCCAACCCCAACUACAGCGACCUCAACCACCUGGUCUCGCAGGUGAUGAGCGGUGUCACCGCUUCGCUCCGCUUCCCCGGCCAGCUCAACUCGGAUCUGCGCAAGCUCGCCGUCAAUCUCAUCCCCUUCCCUCGCCUCCACUUCUUCAUGGUCGGCUACGCUCCCCUCACUGCCCCCAACUCCACGGCCUACCGCAACUUCAACGUGGCCGAGAUUACCCAGCAAAUCUUCGAUGCCAAGAACAUCAUGGCCGCCUGCGACCCUCGUCACGGACGCUACCUCACCGCCUCGGCCGUCUUCCGCGGUAAGGUCUCCACCAAGGAAGUCGAUCAGCAGAUGCUCAACGUCCAGAGCAAGAACUCGAACUACUUCGUCGAGUGGAUCCCCAACAACAUCAAGUCCUCGGUGUGCGAUAUCGCUCCCGCGGGCCAGAAGAUCACUGCCACCUUCCUCGCCAACUCGACCGCCAUCCAGUCGCUCUUCAAGCGCGUCUCCGACCAGUUCCAGGCCAUGUUCAAGAGGAAGGCUUUCCUCCACUGGUACACCGGCGAGGGCAUGGACGAGAUGGAGUUCUCUGAGGCCGAGAGCAACAUGAACGAUCUCGUCUCGGAGUAUCAGCAGUACCAGGAGGCCGGCGUCGACGAGGACGAGGCCUACGAGGAGGGCAGCGGUACCGACCUCGGCGAGUCUUCUGUCGACGGUGGCGAGAUCGGCCUCGAGGAGGACACCUACUAG